GCUGCGCAAGCGCUGUCUUCGUGCCCGCGCUGUUGCCUUGGAAACCAUCCUAAGGGGGCGCCCGACCGGCCUCUAGACCAAGUACGGUCUCUGGAUCACACUUGCAGAGCUCUGGCCGGCUUCCUGUCCACAGCCGGGUCAGUGUGGGCUAGGCCUCCUGCCUCUGAGCUCACCCCAUGGUUACCCACGUAGGGUAUGGCUGUCGCUUCUUCCUGCAGCGCCAAGUUCCGCUCCACCUCAAAGUCGAUAUAAUGAGUCCUCUGUGCAAUGCGGUUGGAUGGAAACGACCCUCUCACUGCUGUUCAGAUGUGCACUUCCUGUACUUCUUCAAGGAUAGGAGGAAGAGAUCUGUGACACCUCCUCCAGCAAGGCCACACCUCCUCCAACAAGGCCACACCUCCUCCAGCAAGACCACAACUCCUCCAGCAAGGCCACACUUCCUAAGAGUGCCACUCCCGAUAGGGGCCAUUUUUAUUCAGACCACCACAGAUAUGUGCUAAGAGCUAAAUGAAAAUGGACACACUCUUGCCUCCCUAGAACAAGGAGACUAACAGGGACCAUAGAUGCUAUCCCGUCUUUCUCAGAGUUCCUCCAGUUCACACUGAAUUGUAUGUCAACAUGAAAUGUGUUGCCAAGAAAUGUGGAAUUAGAUUCCAGCCCCCGGCUAUCGUCUUAAUUUACGACAAUGAGACCGAGGGAAAGAGCCGCCAGCGCAUUAUGCCAGUCCGAAACUUCUCGAAGUUCUCAGACUGCACCAGAGCUGCUGAGCAAUUAAAGAAUAACCCACGGCACAAGAGUUACCUGGAGCAGGUGUCCCUGAAGCAGCUGGAGAAGCUCUUCAUUUUUUUACGAGGUUACUUGCAGGGGCAGAGCUUGGCAGAAACGAUGGAACAAAUUCAACGGGAAACAACCAUUGACCCCGAGGAAGACCUGAACAAACUCGAUGACAAGGAGCUGGCCAAAAGGAAGAGCAUCAUGGAUGAACUUUUUGAGAAAAAUCAGAAGAGAAAGGAUGACCCUGGUUUUGUGUAUGACAUUGAAGUUGAGUUCCUGCAGGAUGAGCAGCUGUCCUGCAGCUGGGACACAGAGUCAGCUGACGAGUUCUGAGACCUCCUGCUCCGCGUCCACGAAGAACAAAACUCGGUCCCAGAAAAUCUGUGAACGCUAACAGACUAUAAAACCAAGAUACUUGCAUGUGUUGCAUAGGCCUAUGAGAAACACAGCUUAGGAAUCUCGUUAGAGAUGGCAAUCCAAAGGGAAGGUAACUCAGAAACUUGUAAAAAGAUAUUUUAAUAAUAUUACUCGGGAAAGAGAUUAGAGCCUGAUUUCCGAUGAAGGCUGAAAAGGUGAGAAUCUGGAUUACUGCGGGUAGAAAGAAGGGAAGACUUCCCUCAGCAGAAAGGGGCCGUGCAUGGCCCCCGAAGGCCACAGAUGUUUCUAAAUGAAGCAAGGGGGGGAACACAGCAUAGACAUUUUGAGAACGAGUGAAUAAUUAUAGUCCAACAAGAUUGGAGUUAACCUGUGUUCAUUAUGUCUGCGAAUUUAACCCUGGGGUAGACAAAAGCACCUGCAAAUGCCUCACAGCUGCCGGUGCAUGCAACGCAGCAGACGAAGGCAGUUCUGGCCCUCCACACUCAGGAAAUGUACCCAGAACCACUUCCUGUGAGAGGCUGGUUUACACGGUGGGAAAUCUACCCGCAAGUGAGCAAUAGGUUCUGCCUGUUGAAACCUGCCCAGGAAUUUAGAGAUACAGUGAUCUCUGUUUAACAAGGCCACCAUAUGCAGGUGUGUUUGCUCUUACUAGAAUAUUCUCUGCAAUAGAAAGCAUCUGUUUUCUACAAGGAAACUACUAUUCACUGAGUAAAGCUGUGCCUGUGAGUCCUGAGUCUUACCAGUUUUUCUUUUCCUUUCCUUCAGUCGUGUUUUGUUUGUCAGGGUUCAGGUAAGUUAGCAGACAAAGCAACAUGCUUUGUUAUGGCAUUUUCACAGCUGCAUUCAUAUCGUGUGUUCCUGCUCCACCCCCACUGUGUGUCCCCUUGUCUUCUUGCUGAUCCCCUUCUUCCCAAGUCACCCCCUUUUGCUUUCGUGUCCCGUGUGUGCCAUUACCUUCUGCACCCCUUAAGCUCAUUCCUCCCCCUUCAUAGUGUCCUCUCUAGCCCCACCCAUCCUGACAUACAUCCAUACCCAUAUAAAAAACUAGAGUUUGGCCAGGUGGUGGUGGUGCACCCCUUUAAUCCCAGCACAUAAGAGACAUGUGAAUUUCUGUGAAUUCGAGACCAGCCUGGUCUAGAGUGAGUUCCAGAACAGCCAGGGCUACAGAGAAACCUGUCUCCAACAACAAUAACAAAAACCCUAGAUGUUGUAUAGGAGAGAAAAUGCUGCCUUUGUCUUUCUAAACUUGUUUAUUUUAUAUAACAUGAUGAUUUCCUUUUGUCUCCAUUUCCUGUAAAUAAAAUUACAUUGUGUGUAUGU
Alexandromys fortis (reed vole) is the source of this 2472-nucleotide messenger RNA. It is a transcript of the gene Cep19, whose product is annotated as centrosomal protein 19. The record is from RefSeq and is a predicted model, not a curated record. NCBI's taxonomy places the organism in Eukaryota, Metazoa, Chordata, Mammalia, Rodentia, Cricetidae. Gene Ontology annotation, biological process: microtubule anchoring at centrosome; trans-Golgi to periciliary membrane compartment transport. Gene Ontology annotation, cellular component: centrosome; centriole; ciliary basal body. Bases 619 to 1107 code for a protein of 162 amino acids. The transcript has 5 exons.